Molecule: messenger RNA, 900 nt
Organism: Enterobius vermicularis (human pinworm)
Lineage: Eukaryota; Metazoa; Nematoda; Chromadorea; Rhabditida; Oxyuridae
Source: the annotation of a GenBank genome assembly
AUGAAAAAAUUUCGUGAUAAAUACUUAGCAUGGGCAACAUUGCUAGUGAAUGUCGUGAUGGUAGCUGCUAAAAUAAUCGCCUCGUACCUAUCUCAUUCAAUGUCUAUAAUCAGUACACUGGUUGACAGUGCAAUGGAUAUAACUAGUGGUGUUGUAAUUUACAUAUGUGUACGAAUGAUAAACAAAACAAAUCCUUAUGAAUAUCCAAUUGGAAGAAAUCGUCUUGAACCAGUUUCGAUACUUAUUGUAGCUGUCAUCAUGAUUAUGGCAAAUCUUAUGAUCAUAAUUGAAACAGCUUUGGCAGUUAUUGAUAAAACAGUAAUUAAUUUUAUUUGGAUCAAUCCAAUUGUUACAAUUCCUGUGACAAGUGUGAUGUGUGCCGGAACAUUCUUCAAAUUGGUAAUAUUGAUAUUCUGCAAAAAGUAUGAUAGUCCGAACAGCAGAGUAUUGGCUCUAGAUCAACGUAACGAUAUUAUAACCAAUAUUGUUGCCUUAGUUGCAGCGUUUAUUGGGCAUCGUUGGUGGAAAUACGCUGAUCCAGUCGGCGGAUUUUUAGUUUGUUUAUUUAUUGCGAAAAGUUGGUUAGGGAUCGCUAGAAAACAAAUACCACUGUUAGUCGGAAAGGCUGCCAAGCCGGAAUAUAUCAGCCGGCUAAGCAAAAUAGCGAUUAACUACGAUCCGAGAAUCGAGUCUAUUGAAACGCUGACAGUUUAUCAUCUGGGUGAAAAAUUUUUGGUUGAACUCCAUGUCAUAAUGUCGGCGGACAUGUUGCUGCAUGAGGCUCACGACAUAUCAGGAAGUUUGCAGAUGAAACUUGAGCGACUUCCAUUUGUGGAAAGAGCAUUUGUCCACUGUGAUUAUGGAAAAGAAGAUGAAGAGCAUAUAAAUCAUUUUCGCUAG